Molecule: messenger RNA, 639 nt
Organism: Zophobas morio
Lineage: Eukaryota; Metazoa; Arthropoda; Insecta; Coleoptera; Tenebrionidae
Exons: 2
Coding region: 7-459 (150 amino acids)
Source: RefSeq, a predicted model, not a curated record
GUGAAAAUGUCAUUUAUCGUGCACGGACACAAAAAAAUUAAAUAUGAACCUUUCCCAGAAGCAAGCACGUACGCAAAACGACGGCCCAUAACUAAAGCUUACUCUUUGGAUGCGGUGAAUCUUCUGAUUAGUAAUUUCGUGGACCCUACAGCUCGCCGCUCCGGUCAAGGAAGAUCACAUUUUAAACAAAUAGAAAGCCGAAGUUUGGAUACUUUGAAAAGCGAGAAGCAGAAAUGCAAAAAUGCCAACGUUCAAAUAGACCUAGAGAUGGACCCCCGAAAAAGCGCGACGUUUUCGAGGCUGAAGAGAAAAUUGGAAAAUAUGAAAAUUUUCUACCCGGAUAUCUACUACAGCGAUAAGAAUAUCAUAGAAAUGUGGGGUACGCAGAGAGAGCUCAGUCAGGUUAAUCUCGAGCUUUUGGACUACGACAAGGAUUCGCCUGCAUGGCUGUGGAUAUAAGAGCUUUUGUAAAAAAAAAUUGUUCAUUCACAAUUUUCAUAUCCACGUUAACAGAAUUUCCCGUUUAAAAUAUUUACUCAGCUGCAAGAUCUUCAAUUUUGGUGCUAAAUGUGGGUUUUGAUUUUUCUGUUUGAACGAAUUUAUGUUGCUAAAGUUUUAAAUGGUCAUUCGAUGUUCAAA